Molecule: messenger RNA, 396 nt
Organism: Aegilops tauschii subsp. strangulata
Lineage: Eukaryota; Viridiplantae; Streptophyta; Magnoliopsida; Poales; Poaceae
Source: RefSeq, a predicted model, not a curated record
AUGAGCCAAGCCGUGGCGACCUCCGAGAAGGAGAAGAAGGCCGCCGCCCAAGCCGCAGCUGCUCGCGAAGUGGCGCUGAAGGAUGCCAAAGUCGCCCAGGAUCGCUGCCGGGGGCUGGAGGCCGAGCUGAAGACCCUGCGUGAGAAGCGUGUGGAAGAAGCUCGUGGCCGCGAGGCGGAGGAGGAGAAGAUGAAGGCUCGGGAAGACGCCAUCAAGGGUCGCGACGCCGAGCUGGAGCAGUCGCCGAAGGUGCAGGCCGCUGAGCGCGGCCGGCUGGAGGAGCUGGAGCGGAAGGUGAAGGCGGAGAAGGCCGAACUUGACGCCAAGGCAAAGGUUCUGGCCGAGGACCGCGCGACCUUCGCGCUCCUCGAGGAGAGGAUGUACCAGCAAAUCUAA